AUGGUGUAUCAGGUGUUCUCCAUCGUGGUGUUCGGCUCCAUUGUCAAUGAAGGGUACGUGAACCGCCUGGACGAGACACAAGAGCACUGCAUUUUCAACCGCAAUCGCAAUGCCUGCAACUAUGGCAUUACCGUGGGUGUCCUCGCCUUCCUCAGCUGCCUUCUUUACCUGGCUCUAGAUGCCUACUUCCCGCAGAUCAGCAGCGUCAAGGACCGCAAGAAGGCAGUGCUCUCGGACAUCGGAGUCUCGGCCUUUUGGGCGUUCCUGUGGUUCGUUGGCUUCUGCUUUCUGACCAACCAGUGGCAAGCUUCAAAAGAAGAGGACAACCCAAUGAAUGAGGGAGGGGAUGCAGCCCGAGCAGCCAUCACGUUCUCGUUCUUCUCCAUUUUUACCUGGGGCUUUCUCACAUUUCUGGCUUUCCGGAGACUCAGAGACAUUACUUUUCAGGAAGAAUACAACACCCUGUUCCCUAACUCCCCAUCCUUGCUGAAUGAGGAGGAUGCUACAGACGCGGUGGGGACGUACCAGCAGCCCCCUCCGGCAGAUGCUUUUGACACCGAGACACAGGGGUACCAAACGCAGAACUACUGAGCCACCGAUGCUCCCUUCCCUUCCCCCUUCCCUUCUGCCCCCUUUCCCACUGCCGGCAGAAAGCCGAGGCACAAACCAGACACGUGCGUAGUGGCACAAGAGGUGGCUCUCAGCUAUGCUCCAGCCUUCUGGGUCAUCUGUUUUUAUUUAUCGUUUUUAAAAAA
This is a messenger RNA of Phaethon lepturus (White-tailed tropicbird), 755 nucleotides long. RefSeq names its product synaptogyrin-1-like. The record is from RefSeq and is a predicted model, not a curated record. The transcript is spliced from 5 exons. Lineage: Eukaryota; Metazoa; Chordata; Aves; Phaethontiformes; Phaethontidae. Gene Ontology annotation, cellular component: synaptic vesicle membrane; neuromuscular junction. The coding region runs from base 1 to 591 and encodes 196 amino acids.